UCAAAAUGUUUGAUUUUAAAGUAAAUACUUUGAAUAUUAAAACUUUCAAUAUUUUAAUAUAAUUCUUAUCUUAAUAAUUUUUUAAUAAAAAAGUAUAAUUUGUUUCGAUCAAAAUGUCGAGUUACUCUAUAGGACGUAGAUCAUCUACGAAUCCUGUAAGAAUAUCUCUACUUGAUAGAGAAGAUAAAAGCUUAACAAGAACAGAAUCUAGAAGAACACAAACAUUAAAACCAAAAAAUUCUAUUUCUUCAGUUGAAAAUUCUCAUAUUCCAAGACCUCGAAUUCGGGCUUCUUCUUGUGAUAGAAUAAAUAUCAAAGGAUCAUUAUUAAAACCAACAGGUAAAACUUCAUUUUGUCAUGUACCAACAACUCCAAAUACACCAAAUAUUGGCAAAUCUUCCAAUCAUCAUACAAUUGGAAGUUCAAAUAAAAUUCAUGCAGGACUUCCUACAGGCCGUAGAUCUUUAUCAGCUGAUCGUGCUAGCAAUAUUGGUGCAAAAGGUUCUAGGAAGGAUACAAGACCUUUAACAGACAAGACAUAUCAGACUUAUAUGCUUAAUAAAAUUGAUAAUUUUCUUUCUAUAAAUCAUUGUUCUUCGAUGGUUAAUACUAAUAACAGUUUUAAACCAGUUACUUUGAAAAUGUUUGUUGAAGUUUCUGCAUAUUUAUUAAAAAUAUUAGAUAUUAAACAAAUUCUAACAAUUUCCAAUUAUGUGGAAGAAUUGCCAAAAAUUGCAAAAAAACUGCAUUAUCCAGGAAUAAUUAACAAAUCUUGGUUAAAAACUGCUAAUGCUAUGCAUUCCUGGCCAAAUGUUUUGGGUUGGAUAUGCUGGUUAGUAGAAAUUUGUGAAAUAAGAAAGAUAGCUCUUGAAAAAUAUAAUUUAAAUAAUUUAUCAUUUAUGGGAAAUGAACAAGAAGCUAAAAUUAAUAAAAAUGCUUUUUUUUCAAUGUUGAAUUUUUAUAAUGCCUGGAAUGAUGAAAAACUUGAUGAGGAAGCAUCAAUGGUAGAAAAAUAUUUACAAGAAAUUGAAGAACAACAAGGUAUAAGUGAAGAAAAUUUGAAUAAUGCACGUUCUGAACUAGAAAAAGAAAUGCUUAAACAGCAGGAAGCUGAAGAAAAUUUAAAUAAAAUAAACGAAGAAGUUAAACAUCUACAGGAAGUAUUUUUAUCUUUGCAAAAUGAUGAAACAAAGCAAUUGAGUGAUAUCAGUGCAAAAGAGGAAUAUAUAAAAACAAUUAAUUUUGAAACAGAUCAAUUAAAUGCUGAAUGUAAUAUAUUGAGUGAACAAAUUUGUUUACAAAAAAAACAGCAUGAUGAAUUACUUUCUACAAUUAAACAACAACCAAUGUCUAAAAUAGAAAGGGAUAAAAUUUUAGAAAAAUGUACAGAAAUUCAAAAUUAUAUACAUCAGUUUGAUGAACACUUAAAAGAAAUACAAAAAGAAUUAUAUACAAUGGAUAUUAAAUUGGCAUUUAAUAAUAAUGAAAUAACUAAAUCAGUACUAACAUAUAAUAAUGAAAUAUUUAUGCAUUUUAGUGGUAAUAUAGAUAUAAAUUUAGAAGAAUUAAAGAUGCCAGAAAAAGGUAUAUUGAAACCUGAAAUUAUGGAAAUAUUAAAAGUUAAAGCUAAUUUAAUGAAUGAUUUGAAAGAAUUAUUGAAAUCAGAAAUUAUUGAAAAAGAACGUUCAUCAGAAACAAAUUUUAAUGAAUUAGAAAAUUUACAGGAGAAAAUGAAAACUUUAGAAGAUGAAAAUAGUGACAUUAUUAAUAAAAUUAAAGAAAAAAAAAGUCUUAUAAAUAAAAUUAAAACUGAUGCAAAACACGAAGAAACAAAAUUAAGAGAACAAAUAAAGAAAUUGCAAAAUGAAAUUAAGGAAAUUCAAGAUUCAAUGCCAAAUACACAAGAACUUGCUGCAGAAUUAGAAGAAACAGGAGAUAAAUUAGAUGCAGUUCAGAGAAGAAAAGCAUAUAUAGAGGAAUCUGCUAAGCUAUUUUUUGAUAAGUUUUAUGAAACAUUAGGAGAGCACAGAAAUGAAGUUUAUAAUAUAUUAACAAAACUUAAUAAUAUGAAUUUUGUCCAUAUUGAUUGGAAACCAGUUGUCAGGUUUUAAUAUUUAUUUAACAUAAAAAAUAUAUUUUUUUAUUAUUUUAGCAUAAUGAGCAACAAAAUAAACGCUGCUAGUAAAAGUAUUGCUAUAUCUAAUAAAAAUAUAUUGGAAAAUAACCAUUAUUUGCCUCCUUCUGGACUUUCUUCAGAAGGUCUUUGUGAUUGUAAUAAACAAAUUGAAAUAAUUGUGAAAGCUAAAGGCCUUAAACGUAAAUCAACAAUGGUUAUGAGCAAUCCAACUAGUCAUAAAAGUAUAGAAGAAAAAAAAAGACCUGGUAAUAGUGGUGAUAUCCACCAAAGCUGGGGUAAAGCUUUAAUAGAACAAAAUAAAGCAGUUAUAAAACAAGGUUUACAACAAUUUCAGACAAAAACAACAGGUUCAAAAUCAUUAAAACAUAGUAAUGAAACUAAAGAAAUUAAGAAACAUUCCUUAAAUCAUCAAAAACCAAAUCAUAAACAUUUAGAUGAAUUGCCUAUUAAACAAUCAGCUUCUCAAAAAAGGAUAGAAGAACAUAUAAAAUCUAUACCACGAACUACAAAUCCUUCAAGUACAUCAAUUCCAAGUACUGUGGAAUCUAUUAUAGUUUAUGAUAAAGGUGUGCAAUGUGAUGGAACACUUGAUUAUUUUGAUGAUAGAUUUGGUGUUUUUAAUCCAAUUCGUACAUUACAUUUUUUAAUAAAGGAAUUAGAACAUUUGGUUAAAGACGAUAAAGCUAAUAAGAUUCUUACUAAUAUGGAACAAGCAUUAUUAAGAAUAUCAAUGGAACCUGAUAAACUACCUAUUGUGCAGGAGUUAGAAACCAAAUCAGAAACAACUAGACAAAUGAGUUUAAUGUGUGAUGCAUUACAAAAUGAAAGAGAUUCUUUAGUGAGACAAAAUCAGGAAAUAUGCUCUUUAUUGCACGAAAAUCGUGAAAAGCAGUUAGAUCUUGAAAAAACUGUAAAAACAUUAAAACAAGAACUAGAAGAAACUGUUAAAAUCAGAGAUAAAACGAUAAUUGAAUUAAAAGAAAAGAUUAAAAAUUAUGAAUUUUCGCAAAAAAUUAUAUCAGACUUAAGAACGAAUCUCGCUGAACAAAAGGAACUUUUAAGUCAAAGAUAUUUAGAAGUACAAUGUAUAACUCUUGAAAAAGAUAAAUUCUCAGCUCUAUCAUUAUAUAAAGAUUCUUUAUUAAAUGAUCUUCGUAAUCAAAUCAAGGAAUUACAAAAUUGUAUCGCUGAUCAAUUAUGUAAUUUAAAAGAUAGUUAUAUUCAAGAAGAAUGUCCAAAUCCACAAAUUUCAUUAGUACAUGGAGGUCGUGUAUGUUCAUCACCUACUUCUACUUCUUCACGUGAUUCAAAUAUACGUACCUCUUGGCAUGAUAUAUCCGAUAUUUCUUUAUCCACGGAUCACAAUCCGUCUAAAAUUAAAAAUGUACAAGAUUUAUUACAUAUGUCAGAUAAAAUUCCAGCUUUUUUAGAAAUCCAAAGCGAGACUUCACAAAAUAAACGAACUAAGAAUAUUAAGGAAGCUUCAACCAAAGAUUCCGCAAAUUUAGACUUUAUUAGUUUACCUGCUGGAGAAUCUUCACUUACACUUUUACCUUCUUAUAAAGAUCUUGGCUGCACAGAGAUCAGUAAAUCUGUUAAUAAAGGGGAUGGUGAUGUAAUAACAUUUAGUAAUAAAAAAAAUGAUAAUUUAGAUAAUUUUAAAAGUACUAAUAAAAUACCAUCAUUGGAACAUUUAAAUUAUUCUCAAAAAAAAGAAACUGAUAUAAAAGAAUCAAGUAGAAUUAAAAAGUCUUUAGAAUCAAAUAAAGAAGAAAGUUCUGAAAAAAAAUCUAUUGUAAACGAAGAUAAUGCUAAUAUUUUAAAAGAUAAUUUGACUCAUAAUUUAAUAAGCUCUACUAUAACAGAACAAUUUCAAAAUAUAUUCCAAGAUAUAAGAAUUCAAAGUAGAAUGCCUGUUAAGGUACCCAGUCCACCAAGGAAUUAUCCUAAUCCUGAAUGGAGUGAUAGUACUUUACCCAGUAUCAGUACUGUUUCAGGGAUAUAAAUGUGAUAUAAAUUUUUUUUCUCAUUGACAUUUUAAGCUUAUAUUAAAUCUUUUGUAAAAGAAUCUUAUUGUGCAGUCAUAUUUUUUAUCAAAAUAGAUGAUUUUAAAAGAUUUAAAAAUUAAAUUAUAUUUUUAUAAUUUCAACAUGAUAUAAUAGUAUAUUUUUAAAUAAUAAUUUAUAAAAAAUAUAGAAAAUAUAUAUUAUAUCAAUUAUAUUGAUUUCUAAUUCAAAGUGUAUUUUUCCUCUAAUAUAUGUAUAUAUUCAUGUAUAAAUUUCAUUUGUAAAUUUAAAAUUUAUACAAAUUAAUAUAUUAUCUAUAAAAAAAAAAAGAAAAAAAGAUGAUUUUAAAUACAAAUGUUAUUACAAGUUUAUAGUCGAGAAAGCCUCUAAUGUUUGCAUGUAAUUUAAAAGUUACAUGCAUUAUAUAAGUUAAAAAACUCUCAUAGGGUAACAGAAAUAUUAAUAUCAAAGUAU
Messenger RNA from Apis laboriosa (Himalayan honeybee), 4617 nucleotides. RefSeq lists its product as uncharacterized. Gene Ontology annotation, cellular component: Ndc80 complex. The transcript has 9 exons. Lineage: Eukaryota; Metazoa; Arthropoda; Insecta; Hymenoptera; Apidae. The record is from RefSeq and is a predicted model, not a curated record. Gene Ontology annotation, biological process: attachment of mitotic spindle microtubules to kinetochore.